GCGUCACCACAAGCGACUCGAGCUCAACGAUCCACGAUCGCCAAUUGCCUAAAUCACGACCCAAUCGCAGCCAUCUUUUUCGGCUUUGUUGCCUGAUUGAACUGCCUGCACCGCCUCUCUCGGGAACCCUUAUCAAUUACAGUGGUCGACCUCCGUCUUUCGCCACACGACUUCGACAUUUGGAAAGCGUUAAAUGCUCCCAUUGCCUUUCCUUCUCACUCCCUUCCCGCGAGCCUCCGUCCAGCCACGCAAAACUGGCUCCCCGACUCCCCCAUCUCUACUUCGCUGAUUCCCUCUGCCGCUCCAUCACCGGGACUCCUGUGACUUCGUCCCGCCGCUUCUGUCGCGGACAUCUGCCUCUAACCGUCGCCGUCGACCGUCGCUCGUGGCUCUCAGCCCUGAGUCUGAAGCGCCAGGUUACCGGGUGGGGACGCAACGGAACAGAAAGCGGGCACGGCAGACAAGAGAUGGCGCGCAAGCAGGCUACCCUGGGCAAGUUUUUUGGCCAGGCAAAUGGAGCCAAAGGAAAGCCGGCGCCAGCUCAGCAGACCAAGUUGAGGUUCUCGACCAAAGCAGGCGAUGAGAAGAAGGAGAAUGACGAGGAGGUUGUUCCGAAGAAGGAAGAGGUGGCAAGUGAAGUGGAAGACAACGAGAGCGUAGGGUCGGAUAAAGGUACGGGGAAAGGGGACAUCGAGGGGAUUAUCCGCGCUAACAACGCUGGGUCAACAGAGAACAGCAAGAAGAGGGGACGGCCUGCCAGGCCGGCGGUUGCAGCUAAAGAAAGCAAGGCUGAUGUUGAGGAAGAUGCUGAAGUUGCGGCACCCGCAAGCAAGCGGCCUAGAAGGGGAAGAAAGGUCGUCGUGGACGAGGACGAGGAUGACGUAGAGAUGGAGGAUGCGCCAGAGCCGGAGCCGAAGAAGGCAACGAAGGCCUCUUCUGCCGCCAGAACCAAGUCGCCGAAGGGAAAAGAUACCGAGCCCGAAGUCGCCGCGAAGACAGAGGCCGAGGAGGAUACGCCUGAGUCGUCAUCAUCUGAAGUUGAGGAGGAGGAGAUGCAAGACGAGGAGGAAAAGCCCGAAGUCGCAGCCAAGGCGCGCCAGAAGGUCCAGGCCACUCUCAAAUCGGACGUCAAGCACCCAUACCCCGACUGGAAAGAGGGCGACCCAGUGCCAUACGCCGCGCUCUGCAAGACCUUUUCGUUGAUCGAGCUCACCACUAAGCGGCUCGAAAUCUUGGCUCACUGCUCGCUGUUUCUGCGCCAGGUUCUCAGGCUUACGCCGGACGACCUCCUGCCGACGGUCCUGCUCAUGGUCAACAAGCUUGCUCCCGACUUUGCUGGCAUCGAGCUUGGCAUUGGCGAGUCGCUCAUCAUGAAGGCGAUCGGCGAGUCUACCGGUCGCAGUCUGGCAGUCAUCAAGCAAGAUCAGAAAGAGAUUGGCGAUCUCGGCUUGGUUGCCGUCAAGUCUAGAUCGACACAGCCGACCAUGUUCAAGCCGAAGCCGCUCACUGUACGAGGCGUCCACAAGGGUUUGAUGGGAAUUGCCACAGUGACUGGCAAUGGGGCGCAAGGCAGGAAGGUGGACGGCAUCAAGAAGCUCUUGUCGGCUGCCGAUGCCAAUGGAACGGGUAAGGUGGAUAUCACCAAAGACAAGGGCGGCCCGAGCGAGGCCAAAUACAUCGUUCGCUUCCUGGAGGGCAAGUUGAGACUUGGUCUGGCGGAGAAGACGGUCAUCGUUGCGCUCGCACAGGCUGUUGUCGCGCACGAGGCGUACCAAAAAGGGACGGUCCCGAGUACGAGUGAUCUCGAAAAGGGCGAGUCGAUUCUCAAGACGGUCUACAGCGAAUUGCCCAGCUACGAUAUCAUCAUCCCUGCAAUGGUGAAAUACGGAAUCGAGAACUUGAGAGAACACUGCAAGCUGCGCCCUGGCGUGCCUUUGAAGCCCAUGUUGGCGAAGCCGACAAAGGCCAUCACUGAAGUUCUCGACCGCUUCGAAGGCCAGACCUUCACGUGCGAGUACAAAUAUGACGGCGAGAGGGCGCAGAUCCACUACGUCGCCAAGGACACGGAUGAGCAACUCAGCCAGUCGGCAAUGGGUGCCACCAAGGAGGUCGGCAAGGGUGUGGCUGCCAUCUUCUCGAGAAACUCAGAAGAUCUCUCCAAAAAAUACCCCGACAUCCUCGCUAAGCUGCCAACCUGGGUCAAGGAGGACACCAAGAGCUUCGUGCUGGACUGCGAGUCCGUAGCGUGGGAUGUCAAGGAGAAGAAGGUCCUCCCCUUCCAACAGCUCAUGACGCGCAAGAAGAAGGAUGUCAAAGUGGAAGACGUCAAGGUCACGGUGUGCGUGUUCGCCUUCGACCUGCUCUAUCUGAACGGCGAGGCGGUCGUGAAAAAGUCACUCAGGGAGCGCCGCGAGCUGCUUCAACAGGCGUUCCAGCCCGUUGAGGGCGAGUUCGCCUUCGCCACAUACAUGAAUGGGCAGGAGUUGGACGAGAUCCAGGCGUUUCUCGACGAAUCGGUCAAGGCAUCUUGCGAGGGCUUGAUGGUCAAGAUGUUGGAUGGCGAGGAGAGCGGAUAUGAGCCGAGCAAGCGCAGCCGGAACUGGCUCAAGAUCAAGAAAGACUAUCUAUCGGGCAUUGGCGACUCCCUGGACCUCGUCGUCCUCGGUGCCUACUACGGCAAGGGCAAGCGCACCUCGGUUUACGGGGCCUUCCUGCUGGCGUGUUACAACCCGGGUACCGACACGUACGAGACGGUGUGCAACAUCGGCACGGGCUUCAGCGAGGCCGUGCUCGAAGAGCUUCACAAAUCGCUCUCGGAGAUUGUCAUCGACCGACCAAAGCCCUUCUACUCACACAGCUCCGGCAGCCAGCAUCAGCCCGAUGUCUGGUUCGAGCCCAGGUAUGUGUGGGAGGUCAGGACGGCCGAUCUGACGCUCAGCCCGCGGUACAAGGCCGGCAUGAAGGAAGGGGUUGACCCGAGCGGGGAGAAGGGCAUCAGUCUGCGGUUCCCCCGCUUCAUCAAGGUCCGCGAUGACAAGAAGCCAGACGAGGCGACCACCAGCAGGCAGGUGGCCGAGAUGUACCGAAAACAGGAGAGCGUGGCCAAGAGCAAAGGGCCAGCGGUGGAUGAUGAUUUCGAGUAUUAGGAAGGGGGAUCUCUGCGUCACACUCCGUAUAUAUAUCGUCGCAUUCUUGGUUUGGCGUUGUCCACGGUAUUUGUUGACGGUCGGCAUAUUCGAGAUGAUAAUUCCCCCCCCCCCUUUCUUCCAAGUUGCUUUGCCAUUGUUCUCGUCCCAUUGGCCUGAUCUCCCCGUUCUCGCGAGUUCAUCUAGCCGACGGCCUC
Thermothelomyces thermophilus ATCC 42464 is the source of this 3343-nucleotide messenger RNA. RefSeq lists its product as uncharacterized. Lineage: Eukaryota; Fungi; Ascomycota; Sordariomycetes; Sordariales; Chaetomiaceae. Gene Ontology annotation, molecular function: ATP binding; DNA binding; DNA ligase (ATP) activity. The transcript has 4 exons. Bases 468 to 3146 code for a protein of 892 amino acids. The record is from RefSeq and is a predicted model, not a curated record. Gene Ontology annotation, biological process: DNA biosynthetic process; Okazaki fragment processing involved in mitotic DNA replication; DNA recombination. Gene Ontology annotation, cellular component: mitochondrion; nucleus.